UUGUUAAGAAACUCAAUAUUUGCAGUUCGGAACUUGAGAGCCGAAUAGGGUAAACUGAAGAGCGAAGGCUUAACAGCUUCGUUAUGUUUCCGAGUUCGGUUCUCUGGUAACUCCUUAACCUCCUGUUGAUACCGUUUUGGUGUCGUGAAGGAGUUUCAGGCUGAUAAACAUGACUCCGUUUGAUGAUUUUGUAUACCUUGUGAAUUCAAUUCUCCUUGGUGAAGAGCCUACAAUUGAAGAUUUCAUCUUGUUGAUCGGCACAUUUGUAGCUUUUGUAGCAUUCAUUUUAUGGUGCUGCUUUCCAAUUGUGCCCAAGGAAUCCAACCCCCCUGCUCAGUAUGACACCCAGUACUCAAAAUACAAGAAAACUGAUUCUUAUGAUGAUAAGAUGUGAAAGCCAUACUUACACUUUUGGUGUCACAGAGAGGUGAAGCUCUCACUCAGAGUACUUACGACUUUAUGUGAGGCUAGCAUCUUUACAAGAUGAGUUACAGCAAUCUAAACAUAGCUCCUUUUGGCAUGUACCUGGAUGGGACCUGGCUGUGAAACUGGCUAACUGUAGAUGGAUCGAGGUUACCGGUAUCUUCUAGGUAAUGAAGGAAGUCUUUUUGCAAUGGGGAAAUGAAAGAAGCAAGUACGUAGUAAUAAUAUUAAGUUUUGAAAGCUUAAAGCAGGAAGAAAAGUAAAACCUAAUUCUGAAAUUCUCAUGAGUAGCUCUUUAGGCCAUAUUCAGAUGUUAUUGUAAUUGAUAUUAUAAAUUAUGGGCAACCUGUUUCUCCAUUUCAUACAAUUUAGACAAGGUUUGCAGUGUUGACCAAACAUUCAUGAUUUUGCUGAUAGGUAUAAACUUUUGCGAGCUGCUGUUGUGAAAUUUUACUUGAAUGCAAAAUAUGGUCAGGUGUGGGAUAUUUGGUAUUACUGUAUUAGUUUGUGUCAGGUGACAGAAUGAGAAUAUGGUAUCUUUGAUAUUUUUAUCUGUUGUAAGGCCUGUGAUCAUGAUGGAUUCUCAUUUAUUGGUUCAGAUAAACUUAUGAAAGAUCAAAAUGCUUCACUUGUUUAAGAAAAAGCUUAACUCGACUAGGAAAAAGGCAUACGUUGAUGUAUAUUGUUAGUUACGAAGUCAGCCCAGGUAUUUACAUGUACGUAUUUAUUUAUUGGACUUUAAAGAGAAACCAUUUCUGAAGAACCAGCAUUUUCAGUCUGUCUUAAUUUUAUAAUUACUGUAUUUACUAAGGGUUAUGCUAAAAAGUUUUUAAUAUUUUUGUCUUACUGAUAUUGAUAUGCGAUAAUGUUCUUUGUACUUAGAGAUAGCUAAACUCGUUUGAUGCACCAAAGAAUGAUAAUGCAUAUGGUUUAAGAAUUUAUGUAAUUUUUUUUUAGAUAAAUUGAGAGUAGAUUGAGUGGUUCUGAAUCAAGAGGAAAAUGUCAGAGUAGCGAUGAAUUUUCUCUUAACAUUCAAACUACGUAUUUCAUCAGUGGCAUUAAGUAAUUUUGGUAUUAGACUUUCAAUUUGGAGACUGAAAAAAUUGUGGUCUUAGUUUAAUGACUGCUAUGGUGGAAAGUAGAAAACUUUUUUUUUUAUUGCAGUUUAUAUCUGUAUCCUAAAAACAUUUGCAGUAUAGUGUUCAUUGUAAAAAGGAGACGGUUCUUGAAGCAACAAAUUUCUCAUAGUAUUUAUUUGGUUUAUCAUGAAGUCUUUUCAUUGGUGCUUUGUGAAUUGUUCAAACUGAUUAAUUCACUUAUUAAAAUUUUUAAUCUUUGGUAAUGGUCAUACUGUAUAUGCAAAUUCAAUAAGUUUUGAAAGGUAUUAUGGGUAAUGAUGGUUUCAUAAAUUGAUGAUGCUUAAUGAAAAAAAUACUCCCAACUGCUGGUGGUAUUCCGUGGUUAUUUUAAUUAUUCAAAAGGACUUUUAUUGGUACAUUAUGCUUUUGAGUUAAUGAAAUGAAAUGAGCUUAGUAAUUCUAGUCGGUUCAGUAUAAAUUUAAAAACUGAUUUUAAAACUUUGGCAGCAUCAAGAAAAAAAGGGCUAGUCAUGGUCUUUAACUUUUGUAAGAGUUAGUUACUUAGGUAUGGCAUAUGCUUGCAUUCAUCAUGGUUUGUUAUAUUGUUGAAUUCUUAUGAAGAAUAUGUAAUGCUUAAUGUUUUGUACUUGGUUGAUUAAAAACAUGAAAAGCUUAUGGUCAAAUGUUUUGUAUGUCUGAUUCUUAUUGUGCUUAAUAUAUACAAUACUUUUCAAGGAUAUACUUACAAAGUGUUCAUCAAAAAGUGGAGCUACUUCUAUGAGCUUUUAUUUUAUCAAAAAUGUUCUGUUUUAAGAGUCAAGAUUCCAGGGUUGGAGAAUGUUUUGCAGGUGCACCUUCAGGCUCCAUUGCUAUAUGCUGUAGUUGGUUGGAGGUUGGAGGUUUUCCCAUUAUGCAGUCUAUGUAACAUGUAAAUAGUGUACAGGAUAGAAUGACUGGUGAUUAGUGGGAUUAUAGAAAGGAUGGGAGAUGAAACAUCAUGGGCAAAUAAAUGCAGCCAUCUCUCUGUGUAUGCAAGGGUGCAUUUCUGAACAGUCAUCCAAAACAGGUACAAUCACGAUUAAGAAAAAUAUCCUUUCUCUAUAAAUCAUGUAGUUAAAGCUGGGAUUAAGGGAUUGUGUUAAUUUUAAUGCACUAUUAGUAAGGUUGAGAGAUAAAGUUGGAGGUUUUAUUUUUUUCAAACAAAUCAAGAGUUGCAGAAUAACAUGAAAAUUAGAAUUAUUGGCUAGUUACUUAGAAUAUUUCAUAAACUUGGCUGCCUUUACCAUGAAUUUGAAGCAGAUAUAUAAGAACUGUAUCAUUAAUAUUAGUGGCUUAAUUUUCUAUAAUGUAAGUAAUGAAAAAGUUACUUGGGGAAAAUUGACCAUAUCUGAUAGUAGUACUGAUGUGGAGUGUAUGAAGAUGUAUGAUUUUUAUUUAUUUUUUAUUUUUCAUUUCCUAAUUUUUGUUCAUAAUUUAACCAGGUCAGAUGAUGGUAACUCAUUCAUCUACCUUACAUUACUUAUAUCAAAAGAAAUGUUUGAACUUGAUGCGAGUAUUUUUCUUUCACCAUUCCUUAGCAUUAGUUUCAUAAAGACUAAGGCCAUUUGGAUGUUUUCUUAUGCUUUUCAUCUUUGCAGCAACAUUUCAGGGUUAGUUACAAAGGAUAGUCUAACCAGACUGCUGAGUAAAAAAUCUAAACUUUAGUAGGGCUGGCCAUUAGGUAAUUGCAGAACAUAUAAUAUUCAAUAGAAGAAGUGCUCUGUUUUGUGUGAUUUGUUUUGCUUCUAAUGCUUGUUUUAAAUGUGUGAAGACUAUUUCAGCUUCAUAACUUGUGAAUAAUCUACAGGGGCUUUGCUCAGAUGAAAGGGCCGUUUUUUGUAGGCAAAAAUUAAACUGAUCAGCUGGAAACAAAAGGAAGCAUGCACAGCUAUCAUCUUACUUAUCAAAAUCCUGCUGACUCAGCAGUGUGACACAAAAUAUUCUGGCUAGGAUACUGUAUUUCAAACUUGCAUAUCCCUAGAGGUGGCUUUAUUUGAACAUAUAUCCUUUAAUUUGAUUGUGACUUACAAUAUAAAUUUUAAAAAUUACCAAUUAAGAUUAAGAAUUAGACAGUGAUAGGUGGAUGCACAACAGAAUAGGGUAGUGUAUGAUGAGCUCCCAACCCCCAUUUGAUUCUCGGGAUAUGGUAGACGAGUCACCCUUAAUAAGUUUACAUGCUGUAGUUUUAUGUAUGGUAAAAUAAGUUUUCUAAUCUUCCAAGAAUUUUCAUUGUUGUAAUAAAUAGUGGAAAUUG
Macrobrachium nipponense is the source of this 3795-nucleotide messenger RNA. RefSeq lists its product as uncharacterized. The record is from RefSeq and is a predicted model, not a curated record. The transcript is spliced from 3 exons. NCBI's taxonomy places the organism in Eukaryota, Metazoa, Arthropoda, Malacostraca, Decapoda, Palaemonidae. The coding region runs from base 170 to 394 and encodes 74 amino acids.